Molecule: messenger RNA, 1851 nt
Organism: Cebus imitator (Panamanian white-faced capuchin)
Lineage: Eukaryota; Metazoa; Chordata; Mammalia; Primates; Cebidae
Gene: JDP2
Product: Jun dimerization protein 2
Exons: 5
Coding region: 195-866 (223 amino acids)
Biological process (GO): regulation of transcription by RNA polymerase II
Cellular component (GO): nucleus
Molecular function (GO): RNA polymerase II cis-regulatory region sequence-specific DNA binding; DNA-binding transcription factor activity, RNA polymerase II-specific
Source: RefSeq, a predicted model, not a curated record
AUCUGAAGAGGGCCUUUUGCUGCUCGACUUCACUCUCAGUCUUGGGGCCUUCCCCAUCGUCUUGCCUCUCGCCUUCUGGAUCCCUCAACUUUUGGAAGCUGCUUGACCUACAUCAUUCAGAUUCCAAGAGAGAGGUCAUCCUGGGUGACUCCUUAGCUCCAAGAAGAGGCUUGGUGAUUGAUUCUCCAAGAUUCAUGGUAGCAGGUUGGCCUGCCACUCCUCCUGCUAUGAUGCCUGGGCAGAUCCCGGACCCUUCGGUGACUGCAGGCUCCCUGCCAGGGCUUGGCCCCCUGACUGGACUCCCCAGCUCGGCCCUGACCGCGGAGGAGCUGAAAUACGCUGACAUCCGCAACCUCGGGGCCAUGAUCGCACCCUUGCACUUCCUGGAGGUGAAACUGGGCAAGAGGCCCCAGCCCGUGAAAAGUGAGGUGGGCAUCCUGGGGAAGGGAUUAAAGCCGAUGAGGAGGCUGGGGACACUGUUAGUGACAAGAGGAAAUGGGUCCCAGCAUUUGGAAGGACCAAGAAAGAAAUAUUGGGUAUGGAGCAGCAGGGAAGAUCUUAAAUCUCAGCAGAGGUUAGAUGAGGAAGAGGAGCGAAGGAAAAGGCGCCGGGAGAAGAACAAAGUCGCAGCAGCACGAUGCCGGAACAAGAAGAAGGAGCGCACGGAGUUCCUGCAGCGGGAAUCGGAGCGGCUGGAACUCAUGAAUGCAGAGCUGAAGACUCAGAUCGAGGAGCUGAAGCAGGAGCGGCAGCAGCUCAUCCUGAUGCUGAACCGACACCGCCCCACCUGCAUCGUCCGGACCGACAGCGUCAAGACUCCCGAGUCAGAAGGCAACCCACUGCUCGAGCAGCUCGAGAAGAAGUGACCAUGGGCUGGGAGGAGGCGGAGAAGGAGGAAGAGGAGGAGGACGAAAAGUGACAACGAGCGAGGAGGACGGGGCGCCCAGAGAGCCCUUCCUCUGGUGCAUGAAAAACUGUGCAAUGAGGUUCGGCUCAGCCAACAUCAGCCGAGCUUUUUUGUGAAACUCAGAUCAGCCACCCAGGGGGAAAAGCGGGCUGAGGAAACCCAGAGGGACCAAGCGCUGAGACCAAAGUUGACCCUCGGGUAGGGUUGUCCUGCCUGGGGCCCCACUUGAAGGUAGCAGGACAGAGGCGCCGAGGCCAGGGAGACGCCCAACAAGGCAACCCUGGGCCCUUCUUCGGCCUCUUCACCAGGGCACCCACCCGAGGAACCUCCCAACAGCCAGGAAAAGCCAUGAGUUGCAACCAAAAUGCGGCUGAGGAUGGAACUCAGAAUGAAACUGCAACCCAUCUGCCCCCAGCCCUGCCCUUCACCCUGAUGCGAAGCGGGAGAGGGGCAUGCUGCGGGGCCCUGAUGCCCCCACCCACCUCGGUCCAGCGCGGCCCUGCCCAGGAGGCGGCAGCCGGGCGCACCCUCGCCAGCCCUGCUGGAGUUUGCUGUGGGCACUGAGGCGCGGGCGCCCUUCCAAAGCACAUACUCACCGAAUGUUUACAGACUGGCUGUCCUGGCAGGGCUUUCAACUGCACAUGUUUUUUAUACUUUCCUUUUUUUUUUUUUUUUUUUUUUAUUUUUUUUACAAGAAAAGAUUUUAUACAAGCAAUAUAUAUAUGGAUUUCUAUAAUCACUCGAUGUGAUACAGUAUAAAUAUGCUAUGGUUUGUUUGUUAUGAACAGAUAGCCACCAGUUACGGCCGUUGUGUGUAACUCCUAAGUACUGUAGUCUCUGGGUGUCGGGGGUGGCCGGGGUGGGGGCGGGGUGCAUUUCCAUCCUUGUAAACCCUUCAUAGUACUCAGUCCUGUAUCGCUCAGUAAACAUUGCUCUUACGUACA